AUGGAACAUCCCAGAAGAUCCAAAACAGACAAAAUAUUCAGUUCUUCCGCCCUGCAGCACUGCGAAGGGGGAAGGCCUGCCGUGCUCCAGAAGAUGGUGGAGGCCCUUGGCGGGGCCGUGCAAGAAAGCGUUGGAGAAGCCCGAAUAACCCGAGCCCCGGAAGAAUCUGCAAUCUUUUUCCCUGCAGAAGAAAACAGGGCUCUCCAGGAAGUUCUUGCAGGCACUGUGAAAGAAAUGGAAGAGUUCCUUCACAGCCCGGAAUUCGCUAACUCUGUGCGCGCAUAUGCAGUGCCCGCAUACAACCAAGCACUUUUGGAGCUUUCUGGCUCUUCACCCGAUGCCGCCGGAAAUAGAAAAAAUUUGCUGCACCUGAAGAAAGUCAAAAAGCACGUUUACCAGAUGAUGAAAACAUCUGCUGGCUUUUUGGAGUUGGUCAUCUUCCAGAAAGUGAUUGCGCUUUCUGAGUACCUGAAAUUCCAUGAAAAAAUCGAGGCACUUUCCCUCACGGGGACCCCCCUUCUAAGUAGCGCCCUGUGGGAAAAGUUUUCCCCGAAUUUUUCCAUGGAGAAAGUCGAAGAAAGAAAAAAAGAAAUACAAAAUCUCGACCGCGAACUCGAAGGCUUUUUUUCCUGGGAGGAGUCCCUCUGGGGAGGAGAAGCCUGCAGAAAUAGAAAGGGCGGAGAAAGAUCCGAAGUAACCCUGCUGACAUGCGAGAAAUUGCAGAAGAAAGUCCUGGAGUACGCUGGGGAGAGGAUAAAGGGCCUUAUCGACGAAAAACUAGCCAAUCUCUCACGGGGGGGCAGUAAGCCCACGGAAACCCGGGACUCUAGCGUGGAAAAGGGUCUUUCUAGUGGGAAACUCAGCAGAAGCAGCGUCUUCAGGGAAGAGGGAGAAGAAUUGCUCAGAGGCAGCAUAUACUCGGGUUAUUCGGGCUUUGGCAUACGGUCCUGCGAUCUUAUACGCAAGCAGACUGCAGACUGCGAAUUAGUUGCGGAUAUUUUAGCGAGCCUGGAGGAAGAGGAGAAGAGUAUAGAAGAUCUAUGGGGAAGGUUCGACUCCGCCCAAAGGGAAAAUGCAUAUCUUUUCAGGCACACUGAGGAACUGCAAAAGUACAAAGUGCACCUGGAAAUGUAUGAGCAAAGAUUCCGCACGAGGCGUAUCUCUGUGAUGGACUCGCUUAAUCUACUGGAAGCAGCUGCUGAUGAGGCGUGCCAGAAAGCUCUGAAAUGGAAAAUAGGUGAACCUGAAAAAACUGGUUUUUCCCAAAAAGGAAAUGUCCACCUGAAAGAAAUUCUCGCUCGAAACCCCGCCCUUUUUUUAACUGACGCAGUGGAAAGUGCCAGAUUCAAAAUCAGGCAAAUCGACGCCCUGAUCCAGGCCGUUUCCAUGCAAAGGCCCGGAGAGCUAGAGUGUGAGUACGUUUUCAGGCUUUCCCCGAAUAACCCGAAUCAAAAUUUUUCAGAGUGUCCAAGCAGCUCUCUGGAGAUUACAGAGAUAGAUGCCCGAAUCCACGCGCACGAACUGUCUCUGAGCUUUCUGUCGAAGAGGAUAACCCAAAUGAAAAGCAAGGAAAACUAUACCAAGUCCCUCGUGGAUCUGGAGGGUUUUGAGACAAACGAGUACUCGUUUAUCGAGGGAAUUAUAAGCCUAAAGGAGCAGAGGGAGAGAAAGACGUGCGAGAUGGGAGAAAGCCCGAAUAACCCAGCGUAUAGAGAAAUUGGAAGCCGUUCGCGGAUUCUCGAGCUGGUCCAGCACAAGGCCCUUCUUCAGUGCAAGAUCGAGUCCUUCAAGGAAGAGCUUAAAAGAACAGAGAAGCUUUCUGACUUGGAGAGAAAGGAGUGGGUUAUUGAGCAGGUUAUAAAGAAAGCACCCGAAAUAUUCUUUAGUCCUGAUAUGGCGAGCUCCUUCUUGGAAUUCAAAAAGGCAGUACCUGACGUUUUAUCUCGUGCAGAAAGAACGCGGGAAAACGAAAAGACGCGGGAGAAGACGGAAAGAAGAGCAUCGGUUAUAUCCGCUGUUCAGAAGACUCUGAUCGCGAUCGUGUUCGUUCUUGGCGCAGUCUCUGCGGGCACUGCGUACGCGCGCAUUUCCGGAGAGUAA
Messenger RNA from Nematocida major, 2100 nucleotides. RefSeq lists its product as uncharacterized. The record is from RefSeq and is a predicted model, not a curated record. The coding region runs from base 1 to 2100 and encodes 699 amino acids. The transcript has a single exon. NCBI's taxonomy places the organism in Eukaryota, Fungi, Microsporidia.